Molecule: messenger RNA, 1125 nt
Organism: Anguilla rostrata (American eel)
Lineage: Eukaryota; Metazoa; Chordata; Actinopteri; Anguilliformes; Anguillidae
Product: lysozyme g-like
Exons: 5
Coding region: 480-1043 (187 amino acids)
Biological process (GO): peptidoglycan catabolic process; defense response to Gram-positive bacterium
Cellular component (GO): extracellular region
Molecular function (GO): lysozyme activity
Source: RefSeq, a predicted model, not a curated record
AAACGACCGCAUAGAGUUUUUAUGCUAGCGGCCGGCCCUGAUUGUAAGCUGCCGUGGGGCAGCUGAGGGAUAAGAAACACUGAGGGGGUCGAAAAAAACAAAGUCCCACCCCUCCCUCGCUUGCUUUCAGCCUGACUAGCAGCCAACACUUGCUAGCAGGAAACUCGAAACAUAUGUUGUCAUUUAGGCUAGUCCACAGUUGUGUUAAGUAAAUUAUGCAUGUUUGGAAAAUUCAAGACAUAAACACACUUGUACAACCGAAAAACACUUCCGGUUUCGUUUUUUACUUACAGCGGUAGUUUUCGCGGAAAUCGAUGUGUGUCUUUCGUCCCGGUACUCACCUACUUUCAGUUUCAGUAUUCAUCACCAUAAUUACACAACCGCCAGGUAUAUAUAUACUGUAGCCUGUACACGCUUUGGAUCCAGAGCUGAAGAGUUUGUGGAAGUUCCAAGACAGAAAAUUUCCACGGUAGAACAGAAUGGCCUGCAUUUACGGCGAUGUUAACAGGAUCGAAACAACAGGUGCAUCACGACAAACCGCUAAUCAGGACAACCUGCCUAUGCAGGGGGUGAGUGCCUCCCAUGAGCUGGCCAGGACUGAUCUGAGCAGAGUGAACCAGUAUAAAGAUGCCAUCCAAAGAGCAGCGCAAGCUCACCAAAUAGACCCAGCUGUGGUCGCCGCUAUCAUUUCCCGCGAGACUAGGGGAGGGUCCCCUCAUGUUAUGAGCAAUGGCUGGGGUGACCAUGGCUACGCCUUCGGGCUUAUGCAGGUUGACAGGCGGCACCACAAGCCAGAGGGGGAGUGGAAUAGUCAGCAGCACAUCAUUCAAGGCACUGGAAUUCUGGCUUGGUUCAUCAACCAGAUGAAGGCCAAAUUCCCAUCCUGGUCCAAGGAACAACAACUUAAAGGUGGAAUAGCAGCCUACAAUUGUGGAGAUCAGCGGGUCUGCUCUUAUGAGGAAAUUGACAGCAACACCACCAGGCAUGACUACUCCAAUGAUGUUGUGGCCCGGGCCCAGUUCUACAAAAGGAAUGGUUUUUAAAGAGAAUAAUGAAAAUAAUUAAAAGGAAAGAACUGAAAUCUUAUAAAUCAUCAGACACAUUAUAAAUAAACUAUAUGGACUC